AUGCCACCACCAACUCUGAAACCGGUGCCAAUAAUCGAGAACGCCCGUUUGCCCGGAUCAGACUCAACCUGGGACAUCUCCAUUGACAACGACCAAGGCAUUAUCAAAACGAUCACUCCGCACAAAGGCGAGUCCUAUACCGCAGCUUCCCGCGCACCUCUCGCCCUCCCCGCAUUGACGCACCCGCACAUCCACCUCGACAAGGCCUACAUCCACAACGCGCCCGAUUAUGCGCAUCUCCUCCCCUCCAGUGGCUCGUUUGCCGAAGCGCUAUCCUUCACCACCCAAGCCAAGCGACAGUUCACCCAAACCGAUCUGCUGAAGCGUGGAGAAUGGCUCCUGGCGGGGGCUGUCACCGCGGGGGUCACGGCGAUGCGCGCGUUCGUGGAGGUGGACCAGACGGUCGGGUUCACUUGUCUGGACGCCGGCGCCAUUCUCAAGGAGAUAUGGAAGAAGGCUUGCACGGUCCAGCUAGUGAGCUUCGCACAAGAUCCCAUAUUCUCGGGCGAGCAUGGCGAGGAGAACCGACGGCUGAUGGAAGAGGCAAUCCGACGGCCGCAGGUGGAUGUGAUUGGUACAACACCGUAUGUGGAAUCGACUGUUGAAGCUGCGAAGCGGAACAUCGAAUGGGCCGUUGAACGCGGUCUGAAAUACGGCAAACACGUGGACUUUCAUCUGGAUUACAACCUCGACCCGGCAACAGAGGCCCUAGUCUGGUUUGUCCUGCGGACACUCAGAGAAAAGGGCUGGUCAGCCCAGUCGACGCCCAAGCGGGUUAUGCUAGGGCAUUGUACGCGGCUCACCCUGUUUACCCAUGAUGAGUGGACGAGGCUUGCGAAAGAAAUUAAGGACCAUGAUCUCCCUGUUAGUUUCGUUGGGCUGCCCACGAGUGAUCUAUACAUGGCUUCUCCUCCGAGCCGAGGUAGUGCAGAUCAACCGCGAGGGACUUUGCCUGUAGUGGACAUGAUUGACAAGCAUAAGUUGGACGCUGUGAUCGGAAUCAACAAUGUUGGCAACGCGUUCACGCCAUGGGGCUCCGAGGACCCGCUGUCGUUGGCAUGCUUGGGGGUGGGGAUCUAUCAAGCUGGAACCCAGGCGCAUGCUGAACUUUUGUAUGAAUGUGUCUCAACACGCGCUCGUGCAGCAAUCGGGCUGUCAUCACAUGACACCGGUCUUGAGUUGAAAUGUGCCAGCUGUGCGGAUAUCCUGCUGUUCCACGAAGUCGAUGAAACAGGCUGCGGGGCAAUGAGGCCUCGGCAUGGUAUCGCAGGCAUUGUUUGGGACCCCCCUGCGAAGAUGAGCAGGCGUGUGAUAUCGAGUGGUCGGUUGAAUGUUUCUUUGCCUUGCUUCUAA
This is a messenger RNA of Aspergillus aculeatus ATCC 16872, 1353 nucleotides long. RefSeq names its product putative zinc metallopeptidase. The transcript has a single exon. The coding region runs from base 1 to 1353 and encodes 450 amino acids. Lineage: Eukaryota; Fungi; Ascomycota; Eurotiomycetes; Eurotiales; Aspergillaceae. Gene Ontology annotation, molecular function: hydrolase activity, acting on carbon-nitrogen (but not peptide) bonds, in cyclic amidines. The record is from RefSeq and is a predicted model, not a curated record.